Molecule: messenger RNA, 2253 nt
Organism: Lytechinus variegatus (green sea urchin)
Lineage: Eukaryota; Metazoa; Echinodermata; Echinoidea; Temnopleuroida; Toxopneustidae
Exons: 11
Coding region: 151-1485 (444 amino acids)
Source: RefSeq, a predicted model, not a curated record
UCUACAAAGAAAUAUGUUGAAGACAAAUUGAAAGAAACCGAGAGGUUCCAUCAUACUGCUGUUUCAAAGAGCUCACACUCCAAGAAAAAGAGGAGGAAAUCAAAUUCUGAAAGAAAUAAAAAGAAAAGCAGACAUGAAAAGAGUAACAAGAUGGAAUUCCCCAUGUUGUCAGAUCCACACAAGCCUGUACCACUUAUUACACAGAAUAGGAUCACUACCUCAGUUGGAAUAUACAACAAAGCAAAGAAAUCUGACAAAGUUUUGCGAGAUUUGAUAAUACCAGAUGCUGUUAGGGUAAAAACUCAGGAAAGCUUACAAAAGAUACUUGAUGUGUCGGAAGCUAAUCUUCCACCAGCUCCAAACCUCGAUUCACCCCUGAUAUUGGAUGAUAUGGCUGUUGGUCUGGUACAAGUAGUGCAGUCUGACUCUCCUAUGCCAUGUAUUCAUUCACCAAAACCUGUCAAUGUUGCUCCAGCACCCAAACGAAUUGCUGCUAUUAAUUCUCAUGCAGAUAACAAUGAAGGAUCAUCACGUCAUAGAGGAAGGUCAACAGAUGAACAUAUAACUCAUACUCAGAGUUUUGUACCUCAUGUCAAUACAAGUACAGAGCUUUCACCGAUAUCAGAAGCUGCAGAAAUGAUACAAUCAUCAUUUAAUCUUAAUAGUGUCUUCCAUGGCAGAGACUACUUUGCAGAGAUCAAAGAUAGUCUUCUGAAGCAGCUCCAUAGGCAGAGACAAAGUUCUGCCCUGAAAACUCCCAGAAAACCUCACAUACCGAGCAGGCGGCACUCCUCAGUCAGGAAGAAUCUCACCAAGGAGUUUGACAGAAAAUCAGGGAGUGUACAGUCAUGUCGCCUAGCUAGUGAGAGCAGUGUACAGCAAAGUGAUAUUGUAAGAAGAUCUGACCUGAUUCCAAAGUCCAAAAGUCCAUAUGGGAUUGAACUCACCAAGCCUCACAUCACCAGGGGAUCAUCCUCACGGACGGUGUCCACUGCUCAUACCAUCGCAGCACCUCCAUCAGAUGUGAUACAAAUCAAUGCAUAUGAAGAAUGUGCAAGGACACUUCAACAUCAGCCAACGGUGGAUAUAUCAGUUGAUGAGUUCUUUCCUAGGGUUGAAACACAGAUGCUACAUGGUACGCACACUGUUGAUAUUCUGGACUCCAUUCAACUCAGCUGUAGCAGCAACAGUGACAGCUUCUCCUACCCCGGUCCUCAUCACAUGGCAGGCACUAUCAUCCCUACAUCAUCCCUCAUCUACCCACCCCAUCUAGAUCCUACAUUGCCAUUCCAGGAGGCUGAAAGGUACGCCAUGACAGCAAGGAAACACCACGGUCAACAUGGGAUGAUUGUUCUCAAGAAGGGAAAGUAUGCGCCUUAUGAAGAAGAUUCUCCCGAGUACUCCCUUCCAUUGCCACCUCCACCAGUUCUGCCUCCAAGUUCACCAAGUCCACCCAAGAUGUUCCGCAGACAGAGAAUGUACUAAGAUUCAGGAAACACAGACACUAGAAUAAUAUCCUUCGGGGAGGGGUAGGGGAGGGGGGAAAAUGUUAAGCCUUGUAUCAGGGGUUACUGAUAUGUUUCCUUUCUUUGCCACCUCAAUUGGUUCCGUAUCUUUAAGCUCACCACGUCCAGAUCCGCCCAAGAUGUUACCCAGACAGAGCACAUACUAGAUAAUUAGUCAGGACGUAUUCAAGUAGCACAAGUCAUCCAGAGGGGCAAAUACAAGCCAUAUUGUGAGUUUUCACAGAUAUUACAUUUCCUUGCUCCCUAAACUGGUUCUGUUAUAUACUGCCAAGCUUGCCAAGUCUGCCCAAGAUGUUCCAAAGACAGAGAUGUUUUAGAUAGUUAGGACACAUCAAUGAAACACAGACAUGAGCCUCUAAAUUGUCCCUCAGAUGUGAAGCCAGCCAUAUAUCAUGUGUUACCAUAUAACAUUAAAUUUCCUUGCCACGUCAACACAAUUUGUUUCUGCAAAAAUUCUAGUAAAUAUUGGUUGUGAACUUUUCAAAAAGUCCAAGCACAAUAUAUGUGUAUAAAAAGAGCAGGACCCCUGCCCCUUGUGCCCUGUGUGGAUUUUAUCAUGGGUGGGGGUAAUGAUCGAGCCAGUCCAUCAAAAUUUAAUAAAUGACGAUCUAUUAUAUCAUGAGGCACAGUGAAGGGGAAGAAAUCAAGGUUUCAAAUUCUACAUUACUUUGAAUUUAUUUUGAAAUAAGUACACAUCUGGGUUCUUGCAUUCAUUCUGGAAAUUAUU